AUGGUGGAGAAUAGGGCACACACACACACACACACACGAUCGCUCAGCCCUGAACAAUGUCGGUACAUCGCCGGUGAUGAUGAUGAUGAUGAUGAUGAUGAUGAUGAUGAUGACGAUGAUGAUGAUGAUGAUGAUGACGAUGACGACGACGACGACGACGAUGAUGAUGAUGGUGGUGGUGGUGGUGAUGCUGGUGAUGUACAUUGGCCUUAUGCCCAGCAAUCGACUAACUGGGGGGAGAAUAGCGGGUAUGUGAAGAGUGCUGCUCACCGGUGUUUCCAAGCGAAACUUCCCGACAGUGGUGGUUUUGCUGUUGCUGUUUCUGAAGACACGGAUUGUUUAUUGUCUGCUGUUGUGCUCCGGUCGAUACGGCUAUCUAUGCUAAUUAUGCCUUUAAUACUAUUACUCGUUUUGAUUGAUAUCGGUGAUGAUGAUUAUGAUGGUAAAGAUGGUAAUGAUGAUGAUGAUAAAGACAACGAAAAUGAUUUGAAAAUUUCAAUUCUGGUGCAUCAUCGUUCCACAAUUGCUUGCUAG
This is a messenger RNA of Enterobius vermicularis (human pinworm), 534 nucleotides long. The record is from the annotation of a GenBank genome assembly. NCBI's taxonomy places the organism in Eukaryota, Metazoa, Nematoda, Chromadorea, Rhabditida, Oxyuridae.